GCGCCCAACAGAAAUAACAUUCACGGUCCCUGAGUACUCCUGCCACAAACUAUCUCAGAUUUAUGCCAUUUGGCAGUCUAUGAAGCUUUUAUGAGUACCAGAAUUCAUUCUAUGAAGUUCUAAUCAUAAGUAUUUAAAAGGGAAAUUACCAGCUCCUUCCUCAUCUUCACCCAUCACUCUGCCCAUCAACGCGUCACAUCCUCUUCAGCUAGACAACACAUUUCACAUUGCAGCCUAUGAACAGUACAGAUAUGGCUUCAUCUUCUGCUUCUACAUCUUAUUCCACGGACCCUGCUCUUUACUUGUAUACGUCGUUGACUUCUGGCUCAUCGCAUAUUGUUACUGCUACAUCCAGAUUAGAGACCAUUUUAAAAGCAAACAGAAUCCCUUUCAAGGCAGUUGACAUUGCGACAGAUGAAAAGGCACGAAUGCUAUGGGGUCGCAGAGCUGGUAAAGAUGAAUCAGGGCGUGCUAGAAAAAUUCCUGGCCUGGUCCAAAUGGGACUCGUUCUUGGUGUAUGUUAGAAGUCCAACAUACAGGAUAUGGCUAACAGUGUCAGGAUCUCGUCGAGGUUGAGGACUGGAACGAGUACGGCGAAUUAAAGCAACAUAUAAAGAUUGUGCCUGUAUCAGGUCCGGGUGCGAAUCCAGCCAUCCAAGCAAAGGUCCCAACAAAUACUCAAGAGAAUAACAAGCCUGCUGUUGCUCCUGCUGCUCCUCCUGCUUCGGCAUCCAAAUCUGUCGGAUCUAAACCUCCUUCUGGGACUGCCGAGGCGACUAUCACAUUAGCCAUGCGACAAGCAACUCAAGAAGCGGCACAGAAGGCAAAAGACUUGAGCAAGAAAGCCACAGAAUUAUUGACUAGUACUACCCAAUCCGAAUCCAAGAAAGCACCCGAGCCUGUUGUGCCAACUGCAACCACCCCUACGCAGAGGCAAACUUUCGCAACAAUCACUAUACUACAGAAUUCCGACAACUCAACCUGGAGCGCUGCACCCUUUUCCGAGUCGACAAUCUCCUAGAAAAUCCACACAUAAAUUGGAGUCUUUGCAAUCGUUAACUACCGCAACUUGGCGACCAAUUGAUAUCGGUCCGCCUAUUAUGAUGCACUGAGGUUUAUCUUUGUCGUUGGUAUCUACGGGAGAGAUUAAGCAAGUCGAUGAAAAGGCAACGAUACCCGAGGAGGAUAAGGACGAAGAAUCAGAUUCGGCCGAAGGAGGAUUGAGGAAUGAUUGGAUUUUCAUACUUGCUGCCUGCUAGAUAUUGUAAUGCAUCUGUUUCAGUGAAUAUUUUUCCUGGUUUCCUCAGGGCUAUUAUUUUCUAUGCAUGACUGAGCGGCUUAGGCUGGUAGUAAUUUUUACCCCUAUUCUUCAAUCUGGGAAUAGUGUUUUGGGCUUUAAUGGGUAAUGUUUCAUUGAAAGCAUUUUCCUUUUUACACGGGGGCUCCGUGCUUGAAUUAUUUAUCAUUCUAGCACUACCUAAACUCAAUUCCAGAUAAAAGUUCUUUUACGCCAGAGACUGUAUCCACCGUACAUGAGUGUUAUUAUGCUUCCUCCAAUGAUGGGUUUUUUCUUGAGCCAAGUAUUUCAUGGAGUGCUGCGAAUAAACUUUACUGAGAGCCAUGUUGC
Molecule: messenger RNA, 1627 nt
Organism: Sclerotinia trifoliorum
Lineage: Eukaryota; Fungi; Ascomycota; Leotiomycetes; Helotiales; Sclerotiniaceae
Source: the annotation of a GenBank genome assembly